Molecule: messenger RNA, 3970 nt
Organism: Paramisgurnus dabryanus
Lineage: Eukaryota; Metazoa; Chordata; Actinopteri; Cypriniformes; Cobitidae
Gene: ttll11
Product: tubulin tyrosine ligase-like family, member 11
Biological process (GO): protein polyglutamylation; microtubule cytoskeleton organization
Cellular component (GO): ciliary basal body
Molecular function (GO): tubulin-glutamic acid ligase activity; tubulin binding
Source: RefSeq, a predicted model, not a curated record
CAAAAUUAAACAUUUUGCAGAAUUUUGGAAAAUAUAGUCAUUUUUAUUUUUUUGCUUCGCGUAAUGUGUAUUCAGGGCAAUAUGUUGCUGUCUGGUACCUCGACGGCUUCCGUCAGUUGCGUUGUCAACAGCACCAAAACACCAGCAGGUUGCAUGAGCCACGACAGACGGCGAGUUUCACUUCUCUCUGUGUGGGUCCCAUCAACUCAUCUUUAAUAAAACAUGUCUACGUUAAAAAACGGCAGGUAACCUAAAUGCGCAUCAUGUGUUCGUUUGAUGAUACGUUUUCAAAAUCAGUGUAGGCUACGUUUAAAAUCACUGCGCGUAAAAUUAGCCCUAUCUCUAUAACAGAUGCUGCUUCACCGGCACUUUAAAACAGAUCGAGAGGCAAUGCGGUGAUAAAUCCAGGCAUGCUCAGCUCCAAUCUCCAUAUAUAUUCUGCCAUAUAUGUCGUCAAUUGAGUAUUUAUAUUUAAAGAUGGGAUGAGUUGCGUGUCUUUGCUGCUUUUAGUUAUUAUAAGCAGUUAGGAAUUACAUUUAGGCUAUUCCCGAUUAAUGCAUUUAACUGUAGGACACUGGAGAGCUUUUGUGCCUGGAGCCACUCCUGUCCCGUUAGAUUAGAGAGACAUUUAGCACAUUCAUCACUUGAAAGCAUAUUUAUGAUGUUUUGGUUAUAAUCAUGGACUCAACAUCCUUGUGUCUCCACAUUAGUUUAUCUAGCUCCAUGUUUGUCAGUUUUAUUUAUGCAGUAUGCGCCUUUGUGGUUUUAUUUGGAGAACACCAGAUGGUCCAUGUUAGCUCUUCGUGCUAGUAGAUUACCCUGUUAUAAUUCACCAUUCUAAGAUGACAUAACAAAUCAUUCGAGCGUUAAUGUUAGAUUAUUACACGAUCACACUAUGAGCGAAUGCUACCAGAAAGUGAAAAGUGAGCUCCAGCAAAUGAAGGCGCCUGGAGAUGCUGUGGAGACCGAGGCCUCGGAGGAGCAGCUGUCACCGGCCUUACAGUCUUCUGUACCCGCUGAUGUCCCCACUUCUCGGAGAGACAUUUCCAGGAGUGGCAUAAACGGGAGAAGUCGGAGUAAAAGCAGGAGCAAAGCGGACGGCAAACAAGUGUCGGAUAUGAAGUCGGAUAAUUUACGAGAGAAAGCAACAAACCGUGUAAGCAAUGAGCAACACCUUCAGGUUAAGGGGACGGGAAAGAUUUUAAGGAGUAAAUGUGCUGCAAACGGUCACGUUGAGUCAUGCCCGGGACAAACCGAUGGAAAAUGUGAGGAUCGUGGCAGAGAGGAUGGGAGCAAAGUUGUCAAAAAGAGAAGAACUGUGACAGUGGACAUAUCUAAAGCGAAGACGUCCCUCGAAGCGCUUAAACUCAGCAUCAGGGAACUGAAGUGGAAAGAGUUUCCGAUGGGUAGGCGGACAGCCUGUGAUAUCUACUGGCAUGGUGUCUCUUUUCAUGACACCGAAAACAUAGUUUCUGGGCAAGUCAACAAGUUUCCAGGAAUGAUAGAGAUGCUGCGGAAGAUCAAUUUGAGCCGUGCGGUUCGUACCAUGCAGGAGCUGUUCCCAGAGGAGUACAACUUCUACCCACGCUCCUGGAUACUGCCUGAGGAAUAUCAGCUCUUCUCCACACAGGUUCGUCUCCUGAAAGAUAAUGAAUCCACCCUCAAACCCACUUUUAUUGUGAAACCAGACAGCGGUUCCCAGGGCGACGGCAUCUACCUCAUCCGUGACCCUGCUGACCUUCGGGUUAUCUCAGGUUCUCAGAUCAAGCAAGCGGUCGUUCAAGAAUACAUCCAGAAGCCCCUUCUCAUCGAUAAACUGAAGUUUGAUAUCCGCCUAUAUGUUCUGGUCCGUUCACUGGACCCUUUGGAAAUCUACAUCGCUAAAGAGGGUCUGUCCAGGUUCUGCACCGAACCCUACCAGGAGCCCUGCCAGAAAAACCUCAGUCAUGUUUUUAUGCACCUUACAAACUAUUCCCUUAACGUGCACAGUGGCAAUUUUGUCCAUUCUGACAGCUGCAGCACAGGCAGUAAACGCACAUUUUCCAGCAUUCUCUAUCGCCUGGCAUCUAAAGGAGUGGACAUCAAGAAAGUUUGGUCUGACAUUAUUGCUUUGGUUAUUAAGACAGUAAUUGCACUUGUGCCUGAACUGAAAGUUUAUUACCAAGCGGAUAUACCACCAGGCAAACCAGGACCUACAUGUUUUCAGAUCCUGGGCUUUGACAUCCUGCUGAUGAAGAACUUGAAGCCUUUUUUACUGGAGGUCAAUGCAAAUCCCAGCAUGAGGAUAGAACAUGAACAAGAGGUGUCAGCUGGUGUGUUUGAAUAUGUACCCAGUCCAGUCGAUGAAGAGGUGAAAGUUGGGGUAAUAAGAGAUACACUGCGACUCAUGGAUCCCGCUCAGAGGAAACAACACAUAACGUCAAAUAUGGGUGCUGGUUCUCCGGAGGACGCUAUUGUUGUGGAGGCUGGAAGUGAUGAGAAAGAAGGCCUGGCAGAUUCACUUCCAUCUUUGUGUUUAAAGCAAGUCUUCCCUAAAUACACCAAGCAGUUUAAUUACCUGAGGGUAGUUGAACGCAUCGCUGCCAUUUUCCUGCGCUUUCUUGGUGUCAAAGGAAACAUGAGAUUGGGCCCGACCGGAUUUCGCACCUUCAUAAGGAACUGCAAGCUGAGCAGCAGCAGCUUCUCAAUGGCUUCGGUGGACAUCCUGUACAUCGACAUCACUCGUCGCUGGGCUGGAACGCUCCCCGACUCCAGAGAAGCAGGGAUGUGUCUUCAGGCAUUUAUUGAGGCCUUUUUCUACUUGGCAGCCCGCAGGUUCAAGGCCUUACCUCUUCGGGAGCAGGUGAGCUCUUUGCUGGAGGUGUGUGAGAUGUCCCUCGAGGGGCAGGGCCACAGUGAGAAACCACGACCUCACAGAACACACGCACAUGCUAACCUCACCUCCGCUCACUCAUCAGCUCUACCCAUGCUCAACUCCCCCGCGCUGAUGCGCCGGCAUCAAGACCACCUACGGCAUCAUCCAUUGCAACUUUCUGCCAAGGGAAAUACAGACAACUGACAAUCUUCAUAUGACUGUUUGGAAACCGUUGAAGGAAACGUGGACUUUAUUUAAAUAAAGUUUGAAGUAUGAAGCUGAAUAGAUGAACAGAUUAUUAUAAUAUUAGUCACAGAGGCACGUUAUGGACAAUAGUUUGUGCAAUAGUAAAGGUAUGGUUCUCCCCCCUACAAAAACUCAUAUAUGUUCUAAACAACAUGAGGUUCAGUAAACACCAGAAUUUUCAUUUUGGGGCAAACUGUCCCUUUAAAAGGCAUAUAGAUGGCUCAGAUGAUCAUAACUUAAACAUACAACACAGAAAUGUAGGCACUACACAGACAAAUAAUGUAAUGGAUGAUAUGACUGGUGGUGUGUGUGUUUUGUCACUUAAUUUAGUGCUAGAGAGUGAAUUUGCAUGAGCAUGUGACUUUUGUUGCAUUGCUCAUACAUGCUUAACCUUCAGGUAAUACGAGUAGCAUUUGUGUAAACCGAGGAUCCCGUGAGAAUAUUACAGAGAUUUAGUGUUUCUUAAAGGAAUAGGAUAUUGUCGUAAUGCCACUCCACUUCAGAAAAGCAGCUAAUUAUCCAAAAUGACCACUAAGAUUUGGAAAUGGCGUCGAUACCAGGAUGACACCAAGUGCACUAAACAUUUAUGAAUUUGUAAGAUUUUAUUUAUAAAAAAUGUUGAGAGAUUUGUUGUGUUUUUUACUUUGGUUUUGCUGGUGGAUUUGGAGCAGUGUAGGUAGAAAUUAUGAAAGAUUUAAUAAAAAUAAUUUAAACCAGAAUUAGGAUAAUUGUGUAUAAGUUAAUUACAAAAUGUAACCUAUAUUUAAUAUUGCAACUACAGGCAUCCACAUAUAAAGUUAUAAUAUAAAAAAGGAGGUUCAUGAGAGAUGUACUUUUGAUGGUCAAGUUGAAUAAAGACUGCAUUGAAGA